AUGGAGGGAGAAGAGCAGAAGCUCCCCUAUGUGUAUGCAGCGGAGGACAGGCAUCUAGAUGAUGAUGGGCUGCCACAUGGAUUCUGUACAGUCACCUAUUCAUCAACAGACAGAUUUGAGGGAAACUUUGUGCAUGGAGAAAAGAAUGGCCGCGGCAAGUUCUUCUUUUUUGAUGGAAGCACCCUGGAAGGGUACUAUGUUGAUGAUGCCCUGCAAGGCCAAGGAAUCUACACUUACGAGGAUGGAGUGGUCCUUCAUGGCACAUAUGUGGAUGGAGAGCUGAACGGACCAGCCCAGGAGUAUGACAGUGAUGGGCGGCUGAUAUUCAAAGGGCAGUAUAAAGACAACAUUCGACAUGGAGUUUGUUGGAUUUAUUACCCGGAUGGGGGCAGCCUUGUGGGAGAAGUGAAUGAAGAAGGGGAGAUGACUGGAGAGAAAAUAGCCUACGUGUACCCUGAUGGAAAGACUGCAUAUUCCGGAAGGUUCAUAGAUGGAGAAAUGAUAGAAGCAAAACUGGCAACUCUGACAUCUCUGGAGGAUGGGAAACCUCAGUUUGAAGUAGUACCAGGCAGCCCAGUGUACAGUUUUGACAAAUCUACUUCAUCCUGUAUUUCUACAAAUGCACUUCUUCCUGAUCCUUAUGAGUCAGAGAGGGUGUAUGUUGAUGUCUCUCUCAUUUCCAGUGCUGGAGAAGGAUUAUUUUCGAAAAUAGCAGCAGAAGCCAGUACAGUUAUGUCCUUUUACAACGGAGUGCGAAUUACACACCAGGAGGUAGACAGCAGAGACUGGGCCCUCAAUGGAAAUACAAUAUCCCUGGAUGACGAAACAGUUAUAGAUGUGCCAGAGCCCUACAACCACGCCGCCAAGUAUUGUGCCUCGCUGGGGCAUAAGGCCAACCAUUCUUUCACUCCGAACUGCAUCUACGACCCGUUUGUUCAUCCUCGUUUUGGGCCCAUCAAGUGUAUCCGUACCAUCAGGGCUGUGGAGAAGGAUGAAGAAUUAACGGUGGCUUACGGAUACGACCACAACCCCGUUGGGCAAAACGGGCCAGAAGCACCGGAGUGGUACCAGCUGGAACUGAAAGCUUUCCAGGCUGCCCAGCAAAAGUGAAACGGGAGCUCUUUCUCCAUUCAGCAAACUGAAAUAGAAACUUGGAUCUAUGCACUACCUUUAUACUGAAAACUGGACAACCAGGGAUUGUUCAUGCCGUUGCAUCAUAACUUUGCAUUCUGUGUUAAGAGAUAAGUUUCUUGCAUACUAACUAGGUUUGACUGUGUUACUCAUAGCAGGUUUAAAAUUAGCUAGCGUUGCACCAGUCUUAUCUGGAGAAAUUAUUUAAUAUUCUAUACGAGACGUGAUAUUCUUUGGUAGCUUCUGCUUUUGCACCAUAUGCAAAGAUGCCAAAAGACUAGACAGAAAACUAAAAUGGGUAUAUCGUUCACUUUUAGUCGGCAGACUUAGUGUUGCGCUCUAUCUGCCUAGGCAUUAUUGUGCAACUGCAUUUUGCAUAUAUGCCACUUGUGAUGAUAACAGUAAUAUUUUGAUAUUCUCUAAUAGUAGCAUAAUUUUGCCUUUUUAAACCUUUGAUCUGAAUCUUGCAAUAGAGCAGUUUAUUUAUUAGCAUAUAGGAGGCUGGGUUUUAACUCCCCUUUCCUCUUGUCUGAACGUUGUUCUUUCUACAAAUCCUCUUUUGCAGGAGAAAAUCCUUUCUAACUAGUGGAAAGGCUUGUGUGUGUACGUGAGAGUGCUGUGUGUUGGUCUCUGUGGCUCUCUAAAUAGUAUAGCAACAUGUCCAAACCUAAUAUUUAUCUAGCCUUUAUGGCUGGCUUAUAUUAUUUAAUUUAUGGUUAUGACACGCAAAUGAAGCUGUCCUUUGCAUGAAGAUUUUCUGAAAGGAGAAAACAGAUUCGCUUUUGGAAGGACUUUCAGAAGUACGUGUUCUGGAAGGCAAGCACCUUACUUGCAUUUAGUGUCCGUGAGUUGGUUUGUGUAUUUCGCCUGUUAAAGCGGCCAGUUCUCAAGGCAAAAGUUCUAGCAAAGAGAUGCUUGCACCUCACGUGAAUUCUCUUGAAGGAGGUGUAUGUAUUUGAGGGCAGGCUGUAGUACUUGGUGAAGGAGAGCUGUAUCUUUUGUACAUGUUCAGUUGACAAAGAAUAUAGCCUUAUAGCCGUCUUUUAGUAGUACUGGUUUAAGACACAGUAAAUUAAUAUAGUAUGAGAUAUCAAAAUAAGAUUUAAAAAAAAAAAAAAAGAUGUGAAAAGAUUGUUUUUGAAAGACAAACAAUGAAUGUAAAAACAUCGCUCACUGCUCAUAUUUAGAAACAGCCGUCAAUCCAUAGCUUUGUUGCAGCCAACAGUGGGGGCUUGUGACUAUUCACCUGCAGGGCUGUGUUCUGGGGUUUUUCAGGGGUAGGGAAGCGGUCGUGCAUUUUUUUCAGAUACUGUACUGGUCUUGCCUAAUGCUGUAUAAGAGAGAAAUAACGUAUCAUCUCGGUCUGGAUACUGGAGCCCUUCUGGGACUCCGAUGCUCUCUUUUUGGGUUUAGCAGCUUAGGAAAAACUCAAAUGCAUUUGCAACACUUUCUUUAGAUGUUUGUAGUUUUAAAAAAAAAGCUUGUAUAUAUGUAACAUAAAUGAUUUGGAAAUCAGACCUACCUUUCUAUUGCAACACAUUUCAGUUGGUUGCUUGAACGGUUGGAGGUGUCUGGCUGGCUGGGGAGCUAGGCAUGGAGAAUGUGUUGGGUUGGUACCUGCAAGUGGAAGGAUGAGGUUGCUGUUUUGUGCAGUCUGAGAAUCCUUGCUUUGGUACCUGUACAAAGUUAGGAAUCAUUAAUUCCUAACCUAACCUGGGGCUCUCUUUAGUCCCUGUGACAGAUCGCAAACCUUUUCUAGCACAUCACCAUUUAAGCUUGCACAAAAGCUACUCUGUGCAUGUGCUGGGGCGGGGGGGAAGUAGGCUCAGGGCUUUUUGAUGCUCUUCCAGCAGUGAUCGGAAUGUGAGCUUUGAUACCACCCAUCUCCUUGCGCUUUAGACUCGGGCCACAGCUUCACUUCUUGUCCAUGGCUCAGGGACUCGGCUGAGUGUGCAGAGACAGAACUGAGCCUCACAGGUGAGGGAGAGUCGUCAAAGGCUGAUUGGCAGCGUGGCUUCAGCAAAUUAACCUCAAAAAGAAAUAUGCAUGUCUUGAUCUUCCCUUGCCUGCCCACAGGUCAUUGUUUUAGAUCAUUGCUGUUUCAGCCGUUUGCAGAAAAGCAUGCCUCUCUGGAAGGAAGCUGUUGCGUGCAUCUUAUGGAUUAUUCUGCCAGGACGGUGAAGUUUGCAAAGUUGAGGCUUGUGGUUAAGUGCAGGGAAGAGGAGAGGGAAGAUACGUGAUGAACCCUGCUGCGAAUGGAUGGUAACUCCUUCCACAGUCUUGAUAACCUGCUUUGGACUGCUGGCCUCUUUGUGCCCACUAGAGAAUCAUGCUUAAAAUGUUCUGACCCCUAGAGCUCCUCUGGCAUCAUUCCUGAUCAGUCUCUGACUCCUCUGCUAUCUCCUCUUCGUGUGGAGUUGCUUAUGUUUUAAUAGACUAGUCAGUCUUCACGUUGCCUGAUUUUUGAGAUAAAUACAAGAUAGGUGCUCCUUGUGCAUCGGGUUUGAAGGUUGCUUCCUAAAAUAGGGAAAUUCUAGGAAGAAGAAAAAGGCACUGAGGUAUCCUCUGUGCGUUCUCAAAAGCUGUUAAUUCAGUGACAGUCAAGCAGAUUCUCUUGCUGCGGCAUAUGCUUGUAGCCUGGUAGUAUGCCACAGUUGUGGCUGUUGUCUCUGUCAGCUCUACCGUCCUUUUUCUCUCUGCUCUGUUAAAAUCUAUUGGUCCUCCUAUAGAUCCCUUCUUCAGUGACCAACCUUCUAUAAAAGUUGUGAUUGUAAAGCUGCUUUGGCUUGAUUCAGGACCAAGCCUUUUAAUUCUUCUUUGUUUUCUUUUUCUUUGUGGUCUGUUAGGGUGGAGAUGGUUGGGAUGGUUUCUACCACCGGGUAGCAAAAGGGCUUCAGGGCUCAGUGUGUCCUUCAGAGGUUUUUGAGAGGUGUGCGUUGGCAACCACAGGUUCAAACACAGCUUAGUUACAGAACUCCAAAUAAUGCCUUAACUCGGUCAACGUAUUGCAGCUCAGCUUCUGGGGCUCACUAGAUAGCAAGACCAGCUUAGCAAAACUAUUUUUCAGUAGUAACACGAGACCCACACCAUAACACGGUUUUAAUUUGGAGCAGAGGAAGCAGUCAUUUUGCAAAGCAAUCCAUUUGAGCCUGUUGAAUGCAGCUGACUAUUGGUGAAUAUGCAAUAAGUAAAGCAGCUCCACUUCUCAGAGUCUGGCUGAAGACCUGUCCAGCUGGCACAGAAACUGGAAGAGGAGCUGAUGCCUGUCAGCUGAGCCUGGGUGAGCAGCUGGCUCUCGGAGCACCCCUUGUGACUAAAGAAUGGCCUAAGACAACCUGGAAUAGCUGCAUUUUUCAGGUACGGAUCAGUUCCCGACAUCUGCCGUUAGUCUGCAGCGCUGCACGUGGCGGGGGGGUUGUUACCAGGGCUCCUUUAUGAAGAAGAGCCUCUAUCAUCCUGUAUUAGAGGCUGCUGAUUGUCUGUCUUAAAAAAAAAAAAAAUCUUUAAUGUAUCUUCCUGCUAUGGCAGCGCUGUGUUUUGUCAGCAAGAAUACACAAGCUCUGUUUUCUGAAGAAGCGGUUAAUCUUGGUGACAGGAGAGCAUGAGAAGUUAAGCCGAGAGCUGCCUGCUGCUGGGUCACUCCUCCAGAUGAGAGGGAAAAGGGCUUGGGCCUUUUUUAGGUAGUAAUUAAAAAAAAAAAAAAAAUUUAACCUACGUAAAUACAUACAAGCCUUAACUGUUGAAAAAGUCAAAGGAAAUACAUGGGUAUGGCUUUUCAGUGAUGAGUGAGAGCUGUGAUAGUUUUUUGACUUUUUCCACAGUUGCAACACUACCCGCUAGGAUGGCCCGUGACUUUUCCCAGAUGCAGUUCUUGGGCGGCUCCUGCGGGUUUCGAGACCUUUGAGAGGCCGGCUGCUCGGCCUUGCGAGGCCACGUGUUUCGGGAGCGACUAGGUAGCCUUCUCCUUAGUUGGGCCUUUUUGGAUGCGGAGCUUUCGCUGUUGCAGACAGAUGGCAGUGGCUGCGGUUUCUUUCCCGGGGCUGUUGUAGUGUGCUGCUGGCGUGGAAGCAAGAGCACCAUCAGGGAUUUCUCACCCUCUGUCAGGCACAGGAGGAGCAGAGUGGCCAACACAUCCCAUCUGGUAUGAGAAACGGAGAAGUGGUGGAAAUUGCCACUUCUCGGUUUCCUUCCCAGUUGGUUGCCCUUGUCCUUCGGUCGGAAGCGGUGCUCACCGCUUUGGUUGUGCCAGGGACUGUAUGGUGUCCCUUCUGUCCCAGAGACCUCUGACUUCUAUCCUUCCACUCGAUUUCAUAGUCUUUUUGGAAAACGCUGCCGUUGCGAUGAGGUAACGAGUUGCACAGAGCCGGUUAUCUGCUGCUUUGUUUUCCUCUGGCACAGCAGAAUUGCUGGAGCUGUGGGUGCCUGAGGAAUUCACCUCCAAGCACUUAAAAAAAAAAACAAAAUCCAAUUGCUUUGAAAACGAUGUUGCUGAAGUGUCUCCUUACAUGCUGGGGUGCUGUGUUAGACGCUUCUUCCUCACUGACACCGCACUGGCGUAUGCCGAGCGCGUUUGGGCGAGGAAGGCACGCCGGGGAGCAGCUGUACCUGUGGGCGUAAGUGGGCUUUGCUCACCUGCACCCUGGGGAGAACUCGCUCCUUUUGCUUUGUGCACUGGAAACGUGAGAACUAGUAUUUUUGGACAAAGCAUUUCUAAGCAGUCUUAUAAGGGAUAUUUUUUUUUAAAAAAAAAAAAAAAAAGGAGCAAAAUUGAGAGCAUGUUUACUUGCCCCAGAUCAAAGGUUUUGAACACUAAGGUCACUAUCUGUUGAAUGGACCCUCCUCUGUCUUCAGGCAAUUGAAGCUCCUGCCCUCUUUCUCUACCAGUUUUACUGUAACUACUUUUUUUUUUUUUUUUUCCAGGAGAAAUAUAUAUACAAAAGUUCUAAGCAAUUAAAUGUUCAAGCCAUAAGAUCAUGAGUGUGGGAAGACCCUCUUCACAAGUUUUAACAUAUUUGUAUGUAAAAUGAUGUUUGUAUGAAAUAUUUUCAUGGUAGAAUGAAUAUUUAAAAAAAAAAAAGUUCCGGUAAGAUCUAAACCAAAUUUAAAAGGAUGUCUUUUUGUAAGAUGCAAGUGUAAUUGAUUACCAAUAAGUAGAUUUUUUUUUUUUUCUUUUAAAGGGGAGAUGCAACAAAUGAUCUUUACAAUUACAAAUGGUCAUUUCUGCUAUUUGGAAAAGUAUUUAUGCAGCAUUACACACAGCUGUCAUAAAUAAUUGCAAUAGCAAGGCCAGUCACAUCUUCAGGACAUACCUCUCAGCUUGUCCCUCCGUGAUACUGUACAAACGGACCCAUCCCUCCUUUCUGCAGAUUUCCUCCUAGACAACUUUUCCUACUGUAACUGUACUGAAUUUAACUCUUGAGCUAAGAUCCAGACUAAAAUUGUGUAUUACUUAACAGUUUCUGCUGGGCCUUCUGCUAUUUUAAUACUCUUCAGCCCAUAAUUACUGGGUGUCUCUGUUCUGAAGAACUAAGUGCUAAAGAAUAAUCCUUGGGGUAAGCUUCUACAUGUGCUAACAGUUAACCCCGGAGUAUUUAACUUGUAUACAGUACUUGAUAGGUGUUUUAUGACAUUUGUACUCGAACUAUGAGCCUUACCGAACAUCUGUAGGUUUAUUCAUGACUUUUAAAAAAUGGAUAACUCUAAGAAAGAUGUUUACAUGAAUGAUGAUUGCCCUUCCUUUGAUGUUAUGAAUGAGGUUUUUAUAGUGUGUUUGGGUGUAUGUGCAGGGAAGCAAGAAAAAUGUUUCUGGGGAAAAAUAGACUUGACAAACAUUUGUAAUAAGUGAAUUUUAAAGAUCGCUUUAAUUGCGCUAUGAAGGCAAUGCAGAUAU
This is a messenger RNA of Egretta garzetta (little egret), 7021 nucleotides long. It is a transcript of the gene SETD7, whose product is annotated as SET domain containing 7, histone lysine methyltransferase. Gene Ontology annotation, molecular function: protein binding; histone H3K4 monomethyltransferase activity. The record is from RefSeq and is a predicted model, not a curated record. The transcript has 8 exons. Lineage: Eukaryota; Metazoa; Chordata; Aves; Pelecaniformes; Ardeidae. Gene Ontology annotation, cellular component: chromosome. Bases 1 to 1110 code for a protein of 369 amino acids. Gene Ontology annotation, biological process: regulation of DNA-templated transcription.